Drosophila erecta is the source of this 1002-nucleotide messenger RNA. RefSeq lists its product as uncharacterized. Bases 7 to 888 code for a protein of 293 amino acids. Lineage: Eukaryota; Metazoa; Arthropoda; Insecta; Diptera; Drosophilidae. The transcript has a single exon. The record is from RefSeq and is a predicted model, not a curated record.
GUUCUGAUGGGGGCCAUGUGCCUGGGCCUCAGCCGGGCUGACAUCAGCUUGACCAAGGUUGGUUACAACUACCGCAUCCAGCAGCAGCAGCCUCCCAUUGUGGCGCACCUGUUGAACCAGCAGCUGCAGCAGCAGUCCACGCAUCCGGUGCUGCCUCCUCUCCCGCUGCCCUACCUUCCGCCCGCUGGCCAGGUGCAUUCUGCACAAGCUGACGUUCGUCCCACCAUCGGAUCAUUCCCCAUGCCCACCGGUUUCCCCGUCAACUUCCAGACCGCUCCCAUCCAGCAGCUGCGCCGCGCCCGUCCGCGUGUGAGGAUUCCCAAGCGUCCCAUUGUGACCAAAAACUUUUUCAUCCACUCGGCGCCCGAGGAGUCCGAGGACGAGGUCCAGGACGAGCUGAACCAGUUGGCCCAGCAGCCUCGCAACCACUACAAUGUGCUGUUCGUCAAGACGCCUGCCCAGACCAACCGCGCGGCGGCUCUCAACUUGGCCAAAACGCUGAAGCAAGAGAAGACCGUGGUCUAUGUGCUGGCCAAGAAGACGAGCGCCGCCGACCUGCAGGAUGCCAUUGCCGAGGCGCCACAGCAGAUCAACAAGCCGGAGGUGUUCUUCAUCAAGUACCGCACUCCCGAGGAGGCCCUCAAUGCCCAGCGGCAGAUUCAGUCGCAGUACGAUACUUUGGGAGGCAGUUCCACCAUCACCGACGAGGGAGUGGCCCCCAUCACCUCGGUGGUCGGCUCCUUGGAUCCCCCCGAGGAGGAGGAGGAGGAGCAGCAGCAGGCGCAACAGCAGCAGCUACACUCAGAGGGCCACUUUGUGGAGAACGGUGCCGGCAAUUCUGGCGUCGGUCCCAUCGGCAAUCAUUAUCUGCCCGCGAACCAGUUCUAAGUAUUCCUCAUUGCUCGCCGCAUCCAGAUCUAGUUAGCUGUCAUCAAUACCUCUUAGUUCUAAGUGCUUGCCAAUGUUACCCAAAUCCGUAUUAAAAUUGAUUUUUUUAAAAAA